UAAUCGAAAUCUGCGCUGUUGUCAACGAAAGAUAAACAUACUUCACGGGAAUAGGAAGAGCAGAAGAAGAAAGAUGGAUGGAAUGACACGGUGUCUAUUUGUGAUUGAUUUUGCCAUAUCGAUCUCGCAUAAUCUGCAAGCUUCAGAUUCAGACGUAUGUGCCAUUCCACAGCCCAUGCCAAGCGCCGAGUACACACGAUUUCUAGGUUUGGAUGAAACACAGUGCAUUUUAAAAGCAGAAAAUGUUGAAGAUCUUACUCCAAUCUGUAAAUCCACAUCAGGACAAAUAUUUUGGAAGCUAGCAUGUUUAUGUGCAGGAAUCCUACCGCAUAGUUAUCAAUGUGAAGACAAUUACACCAAACAUUGUUGCCACGAAAAUGUGGCAUGUUUUAAUGGCGGUAAACUGGAGGAGUCGAACUGUUCUGCUAAUCAUGUACCAACUUACAAAUGUAAAUGUCCAUCUGUAGUGGAUAGAGGACCCGAGUAUCAGGGAGAUCGGUGCCAGAAUAUUUUAGGUAUUCGGGAGUGUCAUCAUCUGCCCAACGGCAACUGGAGCUACAAUAGAUGUUCCGACGAAAAGGAUACCAACGCUCCAUGCAGCCAUAACAAUGAUACGUCAUAUAUAUGUGGGCCGGCUCGCCAAAACAAUGAAGGAAAAGAUUUUAAGGAGUGUAAAAGAAGAGAGGACAUUACUGUAAACACACCGGCACAACUGACCGAUAAUACGGGAAAUUCGAAAUUAAUAAUUGGUGUGACGAUCCCCAUAGUUUUUGUUGUUGGUGUUGUUGUUGGUGCAUUCUGUUUCCGACGAAGGUUAAGACGCAAGAGCAUGCAGCAACGGCGCAUUGACCAUUUGGAUGAGCAAGAUACUGGCAAUGUAAUAGAAGAGGACGACUUACAUAUGGUUGAGAGUUCACCGCCAGAACAGAGGCCAUUUCUUCGGCGUUCUGUUAGUAUGCCUGCCAACUGGUAAACUGAAAGUACAGAGGCCUGUGGCGAGUGAUGUUAGAUACCAUCAGGAAUCUGUUCUACUAUCAUAAGAGGCGAACUAUGGUAGUUUGUUCAAACAAUGAAAGCUGUCGUAUUGAGGAAGGGAAUGAACUGAAAUAGGAUGUGAUUCGACAUUGUGAAGUGAUCAUUAUUGACAUCUUUAAAUUUUGUACUGCUUUCUCAGCAUUUCGUUUUUGUAUGCGAGAAGAUUAGAUGUUCAAAAAGGCAGUGGUACGUUGAUUUUUUUGUUUGUUUUGUUCUCGUAACGCUUCUUGCACGUAUUACUGAGAACAUGAAUUUGGAAACAGCUUUUAAAUACAAAUGGAAACUUACUAAACCUGGUUUAGGAGCCUUCGAAUAAUUUAGUUUUUUUUCGUUUUAAAUGUUUCAAUUAAUGUUUACUGUUUGUGGAUAUGUUAAAUAUCUUACAGCAAUGUUAAACGUUUAGACACGUUAACUGAUACUAUUAUAUUUCUACGUUAAAAUGAUGCUAACACCAAUCAUUAUCAUACAAAACAACAGAAGACUGAAAAUAGGGCAAUCGUAACUUUUAUAAUAAUCAAAACAGGUCUUUAAAAUAUUCA
This is a messenger RNA of Ylistrum balloti, 1574 nucleotides long. RefSeq lists its product as uncharacterized. The transcript has 11 exons. The record is from RefSeq and is a predicted model, not a curated record. Lineage: Eukaryota; Metazoa; Mollusca; Bivalvia; Pectinida; Pectinidae. The coding region runs from base 74 to 973 and encodes 299 amino acids.